UCCGGACGAGGAAGCAAAGGGCAAGGAGCCGAGCUCAGCUGACAGCCUGGCACUGGGCAGCACCAGCUGGACACACGGCACUCCACGCAGAAGCAGCUCCAGGAGAUACCCGAGGACAGAAGACACUUCCACCGGGGGCUUGCAGGAACAAUGGGUAACCAAAUGAGUGUUCCCCAAAGAGUGGAAGACCAAGAAAAUGACCCGGAAGCAGACACGCACAAGGUCACGCCUGGGGACGCGUGUGGUCAAAACGGCCUGCCGGUCAUCACGUCCGCCCGCACUGUUCAACUCUACGAUGAAGUCGAUCUGGGAAUCAGCAUCCAGGAGGAUAAUGUGGCCGCUUCUUCCCCCAAGACAAUGGAGACCAGCGCGGCUGCGGAGGCCAACGGCGAGAGUCUUGGGAAGGACGCCAAACCCCAGGCACCAGCUGCUAAAUCCCGUUUUUUCUUGACACUCUCUCGGCCUGUACCAGGGCGUACCGGAGACCAAGCCACGGAUUCAUCCAGUGGAUCCGUGAGGCUUGAUGUCAGCUCCGAUAAAGCUCCAGGAAACAAAGACCCGAGUGAGCCCAUGGCCCUUCCGGUGGCAGCUGCACCCGGGCAUGGCCCGGAUAAAACCCCCGGGCAGACCCCGGCCCAGGCGGAGGGCCUCCCUGCCGCCCCUGGGCCGGAGCACCCUCCGUCUGAGUCCGGGGCAGUAACCCCCGCCAAGCCCAAGGACUCCAGCUUCUUUGACAAACUCUUCAAGCUGGACAAGGGACGGGACAAAGCCCCCGUGGACCUCCCGCAGGAGGCUGAGAGCACAGAGCAUCCUCACCCGGCCGCCGAAACUCCUGGGUUAUCCACGCAGUCCGAGGAUGGCCCUGCAGAGAGGGACUUAGUUGACGGCAAGGGAAAGGGAGGACAGGAAGUCCCAACUGUGAGCCGCUCUGUCCCCGGGGACCCUGAGCAACUGGAGAUUGCAAAGGAGGACGCCCAGGCAGAGAACAGUUCCAUCAUGAGCUUCUUUAAAACCCUGGUUUCGCCUAACAAAGCUGAAACAAAAAAAGAUCCAGAAGACACGGCGUCUAAGGGAGAAAGUGUCUCUGAUGGACAAGCCGGGCAGAAGACAUCCGAGGUCCAGGCUAAAGGCGCCAAGAAAAAGCACCUGCAUAGCCCCAGGCUAGGACUCGCCUUCAGAAAAUUCUUUAGGCAUAAGGGCGAGGAAAAGUCAGCCGCCCCUUCAGCCAACCUCAAGUCAGACAAAGCCAACAUCACACUCCAGGAGCCCCAGGGGGCCGCCAAGAAUUCUACACCCACUGAAACAGCCAAGGACGGGGCCAAGGAGAAAGGGGGCCCCAGCUCUCUGCCUCUGGGCAAACUGUUCUGGAAAAAGUCAGUUAAAGAGGAUUCAGUCCCCACAGGUGCAGAGGAGAAUGUGGUGUGUGAAUCACCAGUAGAGGCUGUCAAGUCUGAGGAAGUAGAAUCAGCCUUACAAACCGCGGAUCUCGGCGAAGAAGCAGAGCGCACACCUGAGCCCGCAGAAGAAACACCGAGGAGGGAAGAACGCAAAGCCUCGAGGCCCUCCCUGAUGGCGCUCCUCAGACAGAUGUCAGUGAAAGGGGAUGGAGGGAUCACCCACUCUGAAGAAAUAAAUGCGAAAGACUCCAGCUACCAAACCUCGGACCCCACGGAGAAGGUGGUCGCUCCGCCACAGCCGGAAGCGGCAGCUGCGGGCCAGAAAGGCAAAGAGGGCCCGUCCAAGGGCAAGAAGGCAGCCGCGGAGACCAACAAGCAGAAGGGCGACAAGCAGGAAGCCAAAGAGCCGGCCCCGGGCGUGGAGCCGGCCGCCGCGGAGGCGAACUCGCUGCCGAACGGGGACAAGCCCCAGAAGAGACCCGAGAAGCGGCGGCAGUCCCUCGGGGGCUUCUUCAAGGGCCUGGGACCGAAGCGGAUGUUGGAUGCUGAAGUGCAAACAGACCCCGUGUCCAUCGGACCAGCGGGCAAAUCCAAGUAAACAAAUCUUCACGGCUCCCAUCAGGUUCCGCCACCGAGAUGUCUCCUCCCGACUCUGUCUCCCCCCAAACCCUCUCCAUCUGUAUAUUUUUUUCUUCUGAUGGCCAUCCCAUGAAAGUCUGUCUCCGAAUUAAGCCUGAGCUGUUGUAUAUUGAGGUGUAUUAUUUACGUCUCUGGUCCAGUCUUCCCUGGUAAAUAACUGUAAAGAUGGGUGAGCAGGUUAACUAGCCAGGUCUGAAGAUGGGUCCCAAGCAGGGUCGGGGAGGGGCAGAGAGGACUGCAUUCUGGUUAAGUUAUAAAAAAUGGCCAGGGGCAAGUAAGUUGCAGAAGGGAAAAGACUGCUGGAAGGAAUUAAGCUUUGUAGUCAAGGCGUGCUCAUCCUCUCGGCUUGAAGAGGAGAGGCGAAAAUCCGUUUGUUUAAGUUCACGUUUCAAGGAGGGAGACGGUGGGCUGUGUGUUGUUGGGAGGUUGCCAAUUUUCUGGAAUGGAAUGUGUGGGGAAUGACAAAGGAAUGAAUAAGAGUUGUUUUUCAAAUAGGGUCCUUGAACGUUAUUGACGAGAGGGAAAAGAUUGACUGGAGAGGACUUGACAUGAUUUGGGAAAACAAUUGCUUUUUGAGGCUCAGUGACAAGGGCGAGGAUUACAACUUCAAAAAAAAAAAAAAAAAACAACCCAAACCAAACCAAAUAAAAUACGUUGUGAGUUUACUUUUGCAACACUAGGGGGCGCCAAGGUCUCCGUUUUCCUCCUGCAUCCGUAUCCCUAACAAAGAUUUGGUCUCUGCAAUCUUACAUUAUUAAUGUUUCUCAGAUGGCUGAGGGGCUUGCUUCAUCUGUUCUGUCUGACACUUAUCUCAAGUCUGUCUGUAAUUUCCUAAUGUUCUCAGGAUGUGCUCUGAUAAAACCCUCCCAUAACCCCAGUUAAUAAUAAAAAUUUACAGAAGAUUAUUCAAA
Molecule: messenger RNA, 2947 nt
Organism: Bubalus bubalis (water buffalo)
Lineage: Eukaryota; Metazoa; Chordata; Mammalia; Artiodactyla; Bovidae
Gene: BCAS1
Product: brain enriched myelin associated protein 1
Exons: 13
Coding region: 151-1995 (614 amino acids)
Biological process (GO): myelination
Source: RefSeq, a predicted model, not a curated record